Suillus paluster is the source of this 4117-nucleotide messenger RNA. RefSeq lists its product as uncharacterized. Bases 17 to 3715 code for a protein of 1232 amino acids. Gene Ontology annotation, molecular function: protein binding. The record is from RefSeq and is a predicted model, not a curated record. Lineage: Eukaryota; Fungi; Basidiomycota; Agaricomycetes; Boletales; Suillaceae. The transcript is spliced from 6 exons.
CGUCGACGAACCCGACAUGGACGGUAGUGAAAUAGGGCUGUUUGGGACACUGCGACUGAUAAAACGGACGACGAAUGAGCAAGUGGCAGCUUUCCCAAUUGACGAGGAGACGGUCACCUUUGGACGCGACCCAACGUGUAGUGUUCGUCUCUACUAUCCAGAUGUCAGUGCUCUGCACGCAAAAAUUGUAUUUCAAGAGAGAAAGGCUUUCCUCGUCGUUCUUGGCGACGCUGGCCUCACCAUCGACGGCUGCCCCGUCCUCCCUUCCACCAAUCCCUCCCUUCCCACCACAAUCCCGGUCUCAAACAAUUGCGAAAUCGAAAUCCACAAGAAGCGUUUCGUAUUCUCCUACCCACCCAAGCAGCUUCGUUCUCCGCUGUACAACAUCGAUUCACCAGUUAAACCCGACAACGGAAGCGGAGGACGAAGGAAAUUGCGAAUGAGCAUGAUCCACAGCGCUCAAGUAUUCACCCCUCGCGGAAAACCCUCCUCUGAUCCGCUCGCAAACCUGCGCAUCCUUCAGAGUCCACUCAAACAAUUCGUGCCAUCCCCGCGCAAGCCUUCUGCGCUCAAGAAUUCACAUGUUCCAGAACCAGACGAAAUAGAAGAAGAGAUCAUCCUCGUGGAGUCCAACACUCCGCAUGUAGUACAGGAAGAGAAAGACCUCGUAAUCUUGGAGCGUGUCGACAUCCCAGCCCCUCCACCCACCCCGUCUGUGCAAAGGCCAAGACCAAGUAUUAAUAUGUACAAGACUCCGAAUAGGCGCACUCGCCCCUCGUUACACCGUGCCGUACUGAUACGCAGUGUGCAUCGUGCUGUCAUGGCGCGCGAGGAAGAAGACGAAGAGAAGGAGGUUGAGGAUGUGAUUGUAGGUGAGGCUGUGGUAGAGGAGGGCGAUGAGGAUGAUAAUGAACAUGAGGAAGAAGGCGACGAACAUGAGGAGAGUGCAGGCAGCGACCACGAAGAAUCCGAUGAAGAUGGACAUGCCACAGACUCAGACGCGACCGACGAGCCUACUCCUCAACCAAGCACAUGGCGUAAAUCUCUCGAUGCUGUGCGUGCGCGAGUUGUAUGGCCUUUCCGCUCAAGUUCCACCGCGCCCGAGGAACACGACGACGAAGACCAGCAAGAUGAGGAAGAAGAAGAAGACGAGCACGCCCAAAUGGACAUCAAUGAAGACGUCCAACCCCCACCCCCAUCCUCCUCCCCGCCUCCUACUCACAUCGCACCUCAAGUCCGACCACACCUCACACCUGCAAGAGCACCUCGACCUCUAGGCUCAUUCAUGACACCCCAGGUGCCCCACCUACAACCUGGCAUUGGUAUCGGCCGCGGUGCGGGACGAAACUCCUUUGGUGGGGCAUUGCGCGUGCCGUUACCCCCUGGGGUGUCUGCGCUUGCGCCACCUGCUGAACCGACGGGUCCCGUGGAGACGUGGGGAGGUGCGAAGAGAGUACGUGUCGAGCCGAAGUGGCGUGUUGGGGAGAUUGAGGUGCGGGCUGUGAAGGAAGUGAAGGAGGAGGAAAAGGGUGGAUCGGGACUUGGGAGGACGCGCGUGAGUGAGGAGGAGAGGAAGGCCAUCCAAGAGCGCCGCAAAUCCGCACUCACUACACCCGACCCAUUCUUUGCACAGGUUCCAGGUCUGCGGCGACUCUCCGUUGCACCCACCACACCCUCUGCCCCUGUCGAAGCGAGCAACGGGAACACGCAACGGAAGUUGCCCUCCCUGCUGGACUCUGCCAUCCGCACUGUCAGGGAACGCAGUGCAUCCCCUACAAAGUCAGGUGAGAGGAGUAUAUCGCCGACCAAAUUCGGGGAGAGAAGUACGUCGCCGACAAAGUCAGGCGAGAGGAGUGCAUCGCCAACCAAGUUUGGAGAGAGAAGCGCAUCGCCUAUGAAAGCCCCCAGCCUCUCGCGUCCUGCAUCGCCUACGAAGUUAUUCUCUUCCCCUGAGAAACCGUUUGAAUCGCCUGCCAGGGCUGCUUAUACACCAUUCGGGCGCCCUCCGUCGCUCUUGAAGGCUCCUCUGACGCCGCAUAGCGAGGAGGAUGAGGAGGAUACGCGGAGCUUGUUGGAUCGGAUGAAGCGGACUGUGGAGGAGAUGAAGCGACGUAGGAGCGUGGGUCCGUUUGGGGAAGAGCAUGAGCACGAGGAUGAGGAUGAUGAGGAUGCAGAAGACACAGUGGAUGUUGAUGAGCGUAUGGAUGCCGAAAAGAACGCUGAAGAAGACGCCGAGGAGGAACAACAAGCAGGCGAAGAUGAAGAAAACAGCGAUAAAGAAAACGGCCUUACAUCCUCACUCCGAGAACCAGAGUCUUCUUCACACUCUGAACCUGAACCCAAGACUGAGCACAUGUCUGCACCUCUCUCGCCGACGCGUAUCGCGCUUGACCUCGACCUCGAGCUAGAGAGGACGCCGUUGCCCCAGCUCACGCGUCCCACCUCCCGCGCACAGCACAAGAAUGUACCGUCGUUUGCGGGGCCGCAGACGCCCGCUCUCGCGUCACUCAAACAUCUCUUCCCCCCGCCUGCGCCGGUGCCAAGCACGCCGGCGGUGAAGAGCAUGCGGACAUUGUUCCGUGGGGCCGGCAAGAGUGUCGCGAUGGGGAUGGGAGAGGAGGUGUUGGAAGGUGUUGGGGAGAUGAUGGUCACGCCUGAGGGGUAUCGUGCCCGAGAUGAGCUAGAGGAUGGUAAGAUGGAAGGUGAGGAGCAAGAACAAAGGAGAGAGACGGAGAAAGAGGAACGUAAACCUGCAAGAACGACUUCCCGAAAGACCCCUGUUCCCGUUCCUGCUUCUGGGCCUACCACAACAGCAGCUCGGCGCCGCACGACGAGGACUGCUGCAGCGACGGAGACUGCUGUUCCCAAGGAGAGGGUGCCAUCUACUUCCAGGACUGUCACACGUGUGGAGAUAGUGCCUUCGAAAAGGAUGCAGAUGGUACCUCCCAGACGUGCAGAGAAACAGAAAGAAAAGGCACAGGCAAAGACCUCCGAACCAGAGCCAGAGCCAACACCCGAAGAGGCAGAGGCAGAAAACGAAGUUCAGGAGAUCCCCCCUCAGGUUGCCGCACAAAAUAAACCUACGAGAGCGCGCCUGCUUCGUGCGCGUAAGGAUAUCGCAGCUGAGAACUCGGACGAAGAGCCUGCUGUUGUGCCAAGGAUGCGAGACGCCAGUACUGAACCCAGGGCACGCCCUGCGAGUACUGAGCCUAGGGUUCGUGCAGCUACUGCUACAACAGCAAGAAAAGCGAAAGUCGAUAAUGUAGAGACGGUCCCAAAAACCCGAGCGACCCGCAGCCGUGCUACCCCUGUCCCAGUGGCUCGAUCCGAGCCCGCAAAGGCGCGCCCACGAGCCCCCGCAAAGUCAAAGGCCGCAAUCACGACGACCCGCGCACCCUCACGGACCAAAAUGCACAACGCAGAAAACGACGAGGAUGCUGAUGGGGACGACCCCCUUGAUUCCAUCACUCAGCCUGAAGCCCCAGCUCCCGUACAGAGAGGGAGACGCACGCGGGUAGUGACAGCACCUGUGAAAGAGGAGGAAGUCGACAUUCCGGUUCCCGGGAAGGCGAAGAAUGCAACAACGACUCGCAGGCGUGCGGUGACAGCAGUGGAUAAGGAAAAUACCCCGUCGAGUUCGAAGGAGGAUGAGGGUGAGCGGAAGAAGGAGGUGGAGGUGAAGCGUACGACGCGGGCAACGAGGUCGCGAGCGUGAGGCUAUGUCGAAUUUCUUUGUCCGAUCUGAAUUCUUCCGUGUGACGAUGGUAAUACCCUAUGUAUGUUGACUAUUGUAUACUAUGGUAUACAUACGUUCCUAGGACGAACAAGCUACAGCUGACUACGCUAACCCCUACCGACUCAGCCCUCGUCUGAAUUAUUCUGGAGCACUUCCGAGUAUGUCAUGCGCCGUCCGCCUAGAAUAUCCGACUCGUCCAAUUUUUCCCAUCCGUCCCCCUCGGUGUCGUAGUCAUCCUCGAUGGGUAUUACUUUUGGGUUAGACUCAAGGAUCUCAAAGUCCCCCAGUCGGCUCUUGGCUAUAUCCAUGCUCUGUUAGCGCUUUAUUCUCGGGCUAUGAUAAAUAUGAUGCGCCUUACCCUUGCGCUGGCGCUUGGAGGGU